AUGAUUAAAAUUUGGCUUUGGGAAGACAUUGAAGCUGUCAUUUUGCUCUUCUUAGUAGAGCGUGACUAUUGGUUUCUGAAGAAGCUAGACUCAAUUCAGAGGCAGUUACUCUGCAGCUAUAAAUACCUACUGCAUCGGCGAAUGAGUUUUAAAAAGUUACCUGGGCGUAGCCUAAAGUGUAAUGCCUUGAAAAAAUGGGCAUUACAGAAAAGGAAAGGAUUACAAACCAAUUCGACAGCAGCAAAACUGAGAGAUGAUCUUAAUAACGGCAAAACAAAAUCAAAAAGUCAACCUGGUAUAAGACGGCGAACUUCAAGCGACAAACGAUCUGAAAAUUCCGCUGAUGACGAGGAAGCAGUUAAAUACUAUACGCAGAUAAAGAUAAAUCCUGUUACAAUGUCUCCAGCUAUACUGUUCAGAAACCGGCUUCUGAUUUGUAAGGAAUGUGAAUUGAUGUUUGCAACAAUGGACGGUAUUCGAAGUCACAAUGAUCAACAUUUUAUAGAAGCUCGUGAUUAUUUAGAUAACUUUUUAAAGCAACAACAACAGCAGCAGCAACAGCAACAACAACAAAAUUCUAAAGUUGAUAAUUGUGCUCAAGUUUCUACAUCAAAACAAUCAUCUAUAUUUAUGUCAACAUUUGCUCCAACUUCUGUUACUGCCCCAAAUUUCGUUGUUACAACAGCUCAUGAAAUGAUAGCAUCAUCAAUGGUGGCUACAACAACUGAAUCAAAUACAGCAGCAGAAAUCCCAGUUGUAUCAGUGCCUCAGUUGACCACUGACACUGAUUCGGUUAAUUAUUCUGUACCUGAGGAUCCUGCAGUACGACUGCAUUCAGUUAACAGCAAUUUACAGUUGAACGCGGCAGACAGUGUAUCCAUCGAUGUACUGACACCGACAAUUAUGGGUAUUGGCGAUAAUACUGAUAUACAAAAGUACAUGGAAACGUUUGAUGUUCAUGAACAAAUUGAUUUCUUGUAA
Messenger RNA from Enterobius vermicularis (human pinworm), 981 nucleotides. Lineage: Eukaryota; Metazoa; Nematoda; Chromadorea; Rhabditida; Oxyuridae. The record is from the annotation of a GenBank genome assembly.